This is a messenger RNA of Varanus komodoensis (Komodo dragon), 2324 nucleotides long. RefSeq names its product serine and arginine rich splicing factor 9 (gene SRSF9). Lineage: Eukaryota; Metazoa; Chordata; Lepidosauria; Squamata; Varanidae. The record is from RefSeq and is a predicted model, not a curated record. Gene Ontology annotation, molecular function: mRNA binding. Gene Ontology annotation, cellular component: nucleus; cytoplasm; ribonucleoprotein complex. The transcript has 4 exons. The coding region runs from base 1 to 552 and encodes 183 amino acids.
AUGUACCUGUCGGAGUUGCUCAGUUGGAGCAGUCCUAAACAUAGUCAUGUAUCAUCUGUUCACAGAGAUGCAGAAGAUGCAGUUUAUGGAAGGAAUGGUUAUGAUUAUGGCCAAUGUCGUCUGCGUGUUGAAUUCCCCAAACCUUCCAGAGGUCGGGGUGGAGGCUUUGGUGGGGGGCCUCGUGGGAGGAAUGGCCCUCCUUCACGACGUUCUGAGUUCCGAGUCCUUGUUUCAGGGCUUCCUCCAUCAGGCAGCUGGCAGGACCUGAAAGAUCAUAUGCGUGAAGCUGGUGAUGUAUGUUAUGCAGAUGUACAGAAAGAUGGAAUGGGGGUGGUUGAGUUUCUUCGCAAGGAAGACAUGGAAUACGCACUGCGUAAACUGGAUGACACCAAAUUCCGCUCUCAUGAGGGUGAAACAUCCUAUAUCAGAGUUUGUCCUGAAAGAAGCAUCAGCUAUGGCUACUCGCGCUCCCGUUCUGGUUCAAGGAGUCGCGAUUCUCCAUACCAAAGCAGGGGAUCUCCACGCUACUCUUCUCCCUUCAGGCCAUUCUGAUUGCACCCAACAGGGACUUCUAAAUAUGUGAACUGAGCUUUUUAUUUCUGCUCAGAGUUUACAUUCCAAAAUGGAUGGAUAUAGUCUUUCGUAGGAAGCCUUGGUUUUUUUUUUUUUUUUCAUUUCUAUUCAAUAAAAUCUUUUUUUAUGACUUACAGUUUUUACUAGGGAAGUGUUGGUAAUGAAAUACUAUAAACCAUUGCCGCUUACAAAGUUUUUGUUUGGAUAAUGUAAAUUGUUUUUGUUUCUUCUCCUAAAUGAGGGAAAAUGAGCUUGAAAAUUAGUAUGUAUGCGUUAAUGGUUUGUCUGCAGGAUGGCGCUUUAAAGCAGUAGAGUAACAUGUAUGGUACAGCCUUUUGUGGUGUUUUGAAAUAUACUUACAUGUUUCUGUAGCUCACAAGUGGGUGGCUUCUUUCUGUGGUAUGAGAGUGGGAAGCUGGCAUAAACCCUAACUCUGAGCCUGGACUUAAGAGUGGCUUUCUGUUACUGGGUUUAAAAUGCUUCAUGUUUUGACUAUUGCUCAAUGUCGGUAUAGUAAUGAACACAUCAAAGGAAUAUUUAAACUAUUAGAAAAGCCCGGUACAAUUUCUUACAAGCUGUCUGGAUGUCUUUUCUGAACCAGCACUAAGAAAAGUUUGACAGCCGCCAAGAUAAUAAGGUGGGUGAAGGAGACAGAUGGAGCAGGAAGUACAGGGCCUCAAGAUGGGAUAGACUGGGAUAGACAUGGAGCAGGGCCUUCCACGCUUCUCUUCUUGCAAUAUGUAUUCAGUUUAAACAGUUGCUAAAGCUCUAUUAAAGUCUCUUUACUACUUGAGCUGUAAAACAAAAUAGAUUUUACUGACUUUCUGUUGUAGUUAAUUUGUAGAAUGAGGUACUUUCUUUGAAAUCUGCAGUGAUGCCCUUCUUGUCACAUACACAGGCUUCCUGGGAAGAUCCUGUUGCAUGCAUAGAGGAUCUUUCUAGCUAGCUUGCAACUGUAAGGAAAGUGCUUCUACUUUAUAUGUCAGGUGCUGACCUUGUGAGUAGUUGAAUCUUGGCACAAACGUACAGCUGUCAAGAAGUGUUGGCCCUUGGCUGUAGACUAAAUUGCAAUUCACUGUGCUUAAUUGAAUACCAAAAAGAUGCUUAGCUUUUAAGGCUGCAUUCUUACAUAGCAGUAUGUGUUGGCAAUUGUACUUCUGUGUAAAAAUGCACUGGGUCAGGUUGCAUGUACUCUACAUAAACAAUUAAAUCAAACAGAUGGAAGUAAUGCAUUCCAACAGUUGAUCUUUACUAGAUACAGUUCAGUAGUAUACGGAAAUGCACUUCCUGUGCUGAAAGUACCAAAUUAAAAAUUGCAAAUGCACAGCUCUGCUUACUGGUAAGCAAGGACCACACGCUGCACAGGUUUUUAUAUUUCCUACAAAGCCAGAUGAUAACCAGCUUCUCGGCCAUUUUGGAUGGUACUCUGCACAUGGUCUCAUGGAAACUAGGCAGCAGCAAACUGCUAGAAGAGCAACAUGUUGAUUUCAAGUGUCCAUUUACCAAGACUUCCACAGUUACUAAUUUACUGUUUCUCACACUUGUGUACAUGUUAUUAAAAUGCUGGGUCUUUAUUUACAUGUUUAUUUAUGAAGCAUUAGAACUGCUCAGUGAAAGUGAUCAUCUCAUGAAUUUUUAUAUCCAUGAACUUGAGGAGAAAUUACUAUACAUCUAAAAACACAACUUAUUCACUGUUUAUUUCUGCACAGAAAAAUGGUUUAGCGCUGAUAUUAAACCAUAGUUUUCUCGUA